AGUAUCAAAAUACUAUCGUCGAGUGAAAUUCUUUAUGAUAAUUCGACUGUAUAUGUGCUUUUUCCAAACUCCAAACCUCCGCCUCCGCCUCCGCGUCCGCCUCCGCCCCCUGCCCUGUCGCGAUUGAUGGAGGAAAAACAAGAGCACAGUAGGGAUAUGGAAGUAACGUUUUGAAUGACGCUGAUGCCAGUUUCUCGCUCCCUCCUCUCCUCCCCUCAUCCCACCCCCAAAUCUUCCUUCCACCUCCACCUUUUCGUCCCGCCGCCGAGCACAGCAGUAGGAAGAGGAAGAGGAAGAGGCAGCCGCAGUAGUUGUUGUUGUUGUUGGAGCACCAUGUCCCCUCCGCGCCCAUCACCAGAAUCAUCCUCGUCGUCUCUCCUCAGCAGCAGCAGCAGCAGCGAUGAUGAUAAAAAUGGUGUGGAAUUGGUUAAGAAAUACCACAACCAAACAAAGCACUCUCUCUCUAGAUACGCCAGUGGCCCUCAUGGCCUCGACUGGGCCAACCAACCCAACCCCUUUCGUCGCUACAUCUCCGCUCCCCUCCUCCACCCCCACAACCAAACCCAACUCCAACUCCCUCACUACCCAUCUCUAUUCCGCAACCUUCCCCUUCCUUCCCUCCUCUCUCUCUUCUUCCUCUCUCUCUUCCUUUUCAACUCCCUCGCCCUCUCUGCCUGGAAAACCACUGGCUUCUCCACCUGGUCUCUUCGCGUCAACCCCAGCAGUGGCAACCUCCACCCCACAGAAGCCUACAUUCUCUCUCCUCCCCUCUCUAACCUCUCUCCAACCUCUCAUUUCGUCGCUCAUUACGCCCCCAAAGAGCACGCCCUCGAGCUCAGGGCCAACGCUCCUUCUCGACUUUGGGAAGGCCUCCCAAAUGGCUCCUUCUUUGUCGGCCUCAGCUCCAUCUUCUGGCGCCAGGCUUGGAAGUAUGGGGAGCGUGCAUUUCGUUACUGCAACCACGAUGUCGGUCACGCAAUUGCGGCCUUGGUCAUUGCUGCAGCCUCUCUCGGGUGCGACGCUCGCCUCCUUGAUGGGCUUGGCCAAUCCCAUAUUCGAGCUUUGAUGGGCCUUCCUGAUCACCCAACUCUUCCAACAACUUCCCGACCGGUCAAGGGUUGUUUCUCUGCACUUGAGCACGAACACCCCGAUUGCCUCGUACUACUAUUCCCUGCAUCUUCCCCUGAAUUCUCUGCAAAUUAUGCAUCUAUGGCCUCUGCGAUCUCUAAACUUUCGGCCUCCUCUGAGUGGAAAGGUAAACCUAACUCUCUGAGCAAGGAGCAUGUUUACUGGGACAUUAUUUACUCCAAGGCUCGCCUUCUUGAGAAGCCCCCGAGGACAGAGGAAGGGUUCCAUGUUCCCCCAUUUAGGAGCAGUCCUUUGUUCAAUGAAAAUUCUUACAAGGCAUUGACAAUCGGAGAGGUUGUGAGGAAGAGAAGGAGCGCGGUGGACAUGGGCAGGUCUCAUGUCAUGCACAGGAAGGCAUUCUAUCAGAUACUUCUCCAUUAUCUUCCUUCUGGUUCUUGCAGUGAAGGGAAGCAAGGGGAGCAAUUUGCUAUGCCUUUUAGGGUUCUCCCGUGGAAGGCUCAGCUUCAUCUUGCUAUUUUGGUGCAUAGAGUUGCAGGGUUGGUCCCUGGUCUGUAUUUUAUGGUGAGGAAUGAGGAGCAUUCUGGGGAGCUUAAGAGAGCGAUGAGGCCAGGGUUUGAGUGGGUGAGGCCGGAGGGAUGCCCCACUGAUUUGCCGCUCUACAGGCUUGCUGUGGCCGAUUGCAGGGAGCUUGCCAAGAUAAUCUCUUGUCACCAGGAUAUUGCUUCAGAUGGUUGUUUCAGCUUAGGUAUGGUGGCUCAUUUUGAGCAGGCUUUGCAUGGAAAAAAUGUCUGGAUGUAUCCACGGCUGUUUUGGGAGUCUGGAAUUAUUGGUCAAGUGCUAUACUUGGAAGCUCAUGCAGUAGGAAUCUCUGCAACAGGAAUUGGUUGCUACUUUGAUGAUGCAGUUCAUGAUGUGCUGGGGUUAUCAGAUGCCAAGUUUCAGAGCCUCUACCAUUUUACAAUGGGAAGUCCUGUAAUUGAUGGACGGAUAAUGAAUCUUCUUGCUUACCCUGGCCCUGAAAUAGAUGCGUGAUAUGUAAUGUUGCUUGGAGGUGGGACUACGCAUCUAUAAGUGUAUAUCCUUAUUGUACAGACUUCAUAAAGCAUAAUAUAAUUUGAAGGUUUUGGAAUUU
This is a messenger RNA of Amborella trichopoda, 2221 nucleotides long. RefSeq names its product nitroreductase family protein. Gene Ontology annotation, molecular function: oxidoreductase activity. NCBI's taxonomy places the organism in Eukaryota, Viridiplantae, Streptophyta, Magnoliopsida, Amborellales, Amborellaceae. The record is from RefSeq and is a predicted model, not a curated record.